UCGCCGCCCUCCGACGCCCCCAAAUCAUCCUCCCAACUGCAGGAAGAAGCAGCUAAAGAGCCAACUGCGACCAGAACGUGGAUGGAGGAUUAAAAAAAAACAGCCAUGAUGACUGAAUGUAGAAAGUAUGCAUGAGGUUUCGGCGUGUGGUUCAGAUGCUCUGGAGCUCCGGAGGAUGAGAACUUGAGGAGCAGCAACUUUUAUCUGACUUCCAAGUCUGCUGCCUCCUGGGUCAAGUCACACUACUGUGGACCAGGGAAACACAAACUAUGUUUUUUUAAAUGUAGGUUAUGUUUCGUGUAGCUCGAAUUGAAGCUGGCGGGAGAUUGCUUUUGCUUGAAGAAGAUGUCUGGGCAUUGUGGUUGAAAAUGGAGAAUAAAUGAAAUCUGGGAUUAAUUGAACGCACAACGACAAGAAUGAAGGAGCGGGACCUGCAGAGAAUGUGCAGAAAGGCACUCUUGCUGACAGUUUGCAUGGUGUCUCUUUGGGGGCAGUUCGGCAGUGCGUCAUCACACCGGAGCCACAUAGUUCAUGUGAAAGCGGGAACUUGCGAAGUCAUCGCCGCGCACCGAUGCUGCAACAAGAACAAGAUAGAGGAGCGAUCGCAAACCGUCAAAUGCUCCUGUUUCCCGGGUCAAGUGGCAGGGACAACGAGAGCGGCUCCGUCUUGUGUGGACGCGUCCAUUGUUGCACAGAAGUGGUGGUGCCAGAUGCAUCCCUGCAUGGACGGCGAAGAGUGCAAAGUGCUGCCAGACCUCAAAGGAUGGAGCUGCAGCACAGGCAACAAAGUUAAGACCACCAAGGUCACACGAUAGUUUCCAGCAUAACCUCGUUUGGGAGCAGCCGUCGUUUAUUUCACUGUAGGACACUUGGAUAUCAUUUUUAUUUAUUUUUUUUUAAGGAUUGUUCAAAACCAGAGACCAGUAAGGACUUUGGUCAUGGACAUUCUAGCAAAAGGACCGUCUAAGGAGGCAUCAUGUCCGAAAAGAUUCCUGACUUUAGCUCCAGCAACAACAGUAGCCGUCUUCGACUGUCCGCCAAAUAUCUCUUUGUAUUAUAGUUUGACUCCUAUGGACCAGAGGACUUGGCCAUGAAGAUAUUUAUUAGCUCAAAGACUGUGGAUCAUAACAAAAAAAGAAAAAUGUGAUGUGAAACCUUUGUCUUUUUUCUCCCAAGACUCUCAAUGCAUAUUUGUGUUGACACUAAAGUGAGACAAGCAUUUUCAUUCCUUUUAGCCUUAUAAUAAUAAUAUGUUUCAUCCUUAUUUGAAACUAUCCAGUUGUUAGGAUGUCAAGUCGGCUUUGCGAAGGCUUGAUGUGUAGAAAGGUGGGUGAUGGCGGUUGUGCAAAAGCAUCCAUCAGCGAGGGCUUCUGCCAAAAGGUUGAAAUAGUAUUUGUUGUUUUCAAAGCCUGACGAUGACUAUUGAUUACAAAUGUCAGUAUUAUCUCAAUAAAUCUAACCUAAAGGAAGAUACUGUCUCUUUGGAAUCACUCUUCAUAUUUCCAAUAAGAAAAGAAAUACGUCAACAUCCAUGAAAGACCUCAUAUUCUAUUUGAUAACAAGUAGUUGCCAUCACCUUUAGCUUGUUUCCAGAAGCAGCCAUCGUCUACAAAGUGCUUUUUCUUUGUGUUUUUUAUUUGACCACAGGUGCUGCACUUUACAAUGCCCCGAAGUUGUCUUUCCAAAGAAAAUAAAUGUGCAGAUAAUAAAUGUCUGGGAGGAAGUCAAGCUUGGAGGUGUAGAAUGUGAAUGGAUGGACUGAUGGAUGCAAGAAUGGUUGGGACCGAUGAUGCUGGGAAAGGAAGAUAUUGAAUGGAUGGAUCCGCCUGAUUACUGGAUGGGCACUAGAUGGCUUCUAUUUAGGGGUGUUCGCUAAUAUCGGCCAAUCGAUAUCACGAAACAUUAAAUAUCUGUUCAUAUUGGUAUCGUUUUUUCUGCUGAUAAUGAUAUUGGCGCAGAACACAGCAACAAGCUUGCUAGCUCAGUAUGUCCACGGUCUGAAAAUAUUUCCAAGUUUUGCCUUUGGAUUGCAAAUACGCAUUUUACAAUGAUUGUAAAGCGCUGCGAGGAGCGAGUAAGGCAUUUUCCGUUAAUACUUGUAAUGUAAUAACACUAGCAUACCUGCAGCAAAAUAAUAAGCGUCAGAAGAUGUGUGUAAUGAGUCUAGGUUAUAAUGUAAUUGUUACUUUUUUCAUGGUAUUUUACUGUAGUUGACUACCGUAAAUUCUGCUACUUUUUUCUUAAACUUUGAACCCUGCGGCUUAUACAGCAGUGUGGCUAAUUUAUGGCUGAAUUCUAAUCUUGUGACAUCUCCUUUACUUCAGAGCUACUACUAAGUCAGUGUGGAAAGGGUAGCUCUUUCUUUGGUAGGAGCCAAUCAGGAGCUAUCAGUGCACUCACAAUGAGCUUGUCAACCAAUUGGAAAAUGCAGGAGGUCAUUAUAUAUAGAACAACAUAACAGUCUGACUCACGGUGUUAUUUUACUACUCAUUCAUUGGGCUGCUGCAGUGACAUCAGCCUCCCUCUGAGCUCUGGGCUUUGGGUCCUCUAGCGCUCUUUAGUGGACAGAGGCAGCAUUGCAGUGCCAUCCAACAUUUUCUAUGCUGCUUGUCCUCCAACGCAAAUGCAUUAUGGGAAAACUUUAAAAUGUUUUUUGUCAUUUUAAACUUAUACUGGUACAUGUUUGUAUAUUUCUUAGGUAUAACUUUAGAGUGUUAAGUUGCUGUAGGAUGAGUUUAAUGUUUGUAAGAUGACACCAUGAGUCAGACUGUUAUAUUGAGUAAUGACCUCCUGCAAUUUCCAAUGCGUUGACAAGCUCGUUGUGAGUUUUUCAUAGCUCAUGAUUGGCUCCUGUCAAGUAAAGAGCUGCCUGGUCCUCCCAGUCUCUAUG
Dunckerocampus dactyliophorus (ringed pipefish) is the source of this 2890-nucleotide messenger RNA. It is a transcript of the gene tafa3a, whose product is annotated as TAFA chemokine like family member 3a. The transcript is spliced from 5 exons. Gene Ontology annotation, molecular function: receptor ligand activity. The coding region runs from base 417 to 815 and encodes 132 amino acids. The record is from RefSeq and is a predicted model, not a curated record. Lineage: Eukaryota; Metazoa; Chordata; Actinopteri; Syngnathiformes; Syngnathidae.